Saccostrea echinata is the source of this 4475-nucleotide messenger RNA. Its product is annotated as E3 ubiquitin-protein ligase MIB2-like. The record is from RefSeq and is a predicted model, not a curated record. Gene Ontology annotation, biological process: protein ubiquitination. The transcript has 18 exons. Gene Ontology annotation, molecular function: protein binding; ubiquitin-protein transferase activity; zinc ion binding. Gene Ontology annotation, cellular component: cytoplasm. The coding region runs from base 84 to 2816 and encodes 910 amino acids. NCBI's taxonomy places the organism in Eukaryota, Metazoa, Mollusca, Bivalvia, Ostreida, Ostreidae.
AAAAAUGAGAAACUGUCAGACUUUGUCUCCUUAAAAACGUUGUGCAUGAUAAGACAAAUUGUCAACUGUAGCAGUCAGGCUCAAUGGAGGUUGGAUUAAGAGUUGUCAGAGGUCCUGACUGGAAGUGGGGAAACCAGGAUGAUGGGGAGGGACAUGUGGGGACUGUGGUGGAAAUUGGAAAGCCAGGAAGCUCCACAUCACCAGACAAAACUGUGGUUGUGCAAUGGGAUUCUGGUUCAAGGACAAACUAUCGUGUGGGCUAUCAAGGAGCAUAUGAUCUCCGAGUGUUAGACAAUGCACCCAUUGGUGUUAAGCAUCAGAACAUAAUUUGUGAUGCCUGUAAGAAACAAGGAAUCCAGGGCAUGAGAUGGAAAUGCACCAAAUGUCAUGACUUUGACCUCUGUACAGCCUGUUAUAUGGCAGACAAACAUGAUCUAGGGCAUGCAUUUCUCAGAAUUGAAAAUGCUUCUUCCAGAGGUGAAAAAAUGCCAAAGAGAAGGGACACUCAAAAUAGCACCAAACUGCAGUCCUAUGGCAUAUUUGCUGGUGCCAAGGUCAUCAGAGGGCCGGACUGGGACUGGGGAAAUCAGGAUGGUGGAGAGGGAAAGAUAGGUAAGACAACUGACAUACGAGGAUGGGACUCGGAAUCUGGUCGGAGCGUUGCUCAUGUGACCUGGCAGUCUGGGUCAACCAAUGUAUACAGAGUGGGACAUAAAGGAAAAGUGGACUUGAAAUACAUCAGUGCUGCUCCAGGAUGGAGCUACUAUAAGGAACACCUACCUGUUCUAGGUAAACUAGGAGAGUUUCCAGAUGUUGUUGCCCAGGGUGGAAUUCCUUGUCAGUUCAAAGUUGGUGAUAAAGUCCGUGUUGACUUAGAUGCAGAUAUUCUAAAGUGUAUGCAGGAAGGGCAUGGAGGAUGGAACCCACGCAUGGCCGAGUACAUUGGGAAGGUUGGCACAGUCCACAGAAUCACAGAGAGGGGUGACGUUAGGGUACAGUAUGAAGGAUGUACCAACAGGUGGACAUUUCACCCUGGGGCACUCACAAAGGUGCAUGUUUUCGCUGUCAAUGACUGUGUAAGGAUCUCCGACAAUAUACAUCAAGUUAAAGAACUUCAAAAAAGUCAUGGAGAAUGGACUGAGAACAUGAGAACUACCCUUGGAAGAGUGGGAAGAGUGCUGAAGGUAUACGCUGAUGGUGACCUUCGAGUUGCAGUGGCCAAUCAAACAUGGACUUUCAACCCAGCAUGUUGUUCUAUUGUUCCAUCAAUAGAACCAGACAUCAAUAACACCAAUGGAGGACAUGAUCAGCAUGAUCACUCUACAACUCUCUCGGAUUUACUGGAGCAGUUGAUGGACAUAAGAGCAGAUACCACUGGCCCAGAGAGAUUGGUCAGAGAGGCAGCUCAAGGUCAUGCAGAGGCUGUCAAGGACAUUGUCACGAAACACCCAGAUAAAGUGGACCAGAAGAGCUCGGGAAAGUCUGCACUACAAGUGGCAAGUCAUCAGGGUCACAAAGAGAUUGUCCAGAUUCUGCUCGCUCACAACGCUAAACUCACCGUACAGGACGAGGAUGGAGACACGGCACUCCAUUACUCAGCCUUUGGAAACCAACCUGAAGUAAUGGAAUUGCUUCUCAAGAAAGGUGCUCAAAUUAAUGCAUUGAACAAUGGGGGAUGUAGUACAUUGCAUGUAGCAGUCAACAAGCAGCAUGCUGAGUGUGUCCGAAUCUUGCUCAAAUACAAGUGUAAUGUUAACAUUCAGGACUCCUAUGGAGACACAGCUCUUCAUGAUGCUAUUGGUAAGGAAAAACAGGACAUCAUAGAGGGCCUCAUUAACUAUCCCAGUAUUGACUUCACUCUGAAGAACAAACGAGGAUUCAACGUUCUACAUCAUGCUGCUCUGAAGGGAAACAGCUUUGCAACUGAGAAGAUUCUGCUCAAGUGUCGACAGAUAGUUGACAUCAAGAAAGAUGAUGGGUUCUCUGCCAUACACUUGGCUGCACUCAAUGGACACCGGGACGUCACUCACUCUCUCCUGACCCAACAGGGUCAAGCCAACAUUGAGAUCAGAAACAACAGACAACAAACACCUUUACUUCUGGCUGUGUCUCAGGGUCACACCUCCAUUGUGGAGCUCCUUGUCAGCAGUGGGGCGGAUCUAAAGGUGGAGGAUGAGGAUGGGGAUACUGCACUACAUCUUGCCCUCAUGAGACAGAGUGUGACAACAGAGCAAGAGAACACACCCAUGUUAGACUCUAUAAGAGAACACCUUGAGAAUAAGGAAGUGGAGGAGAUCACCUGGGGUGUACUAAUGACCUGUUACCUGGCAGAGAAAGGUGCUGACCUGUACCACAAAAACCACCAAGGAAAAACACCACUGAACAUUAUAGGAGAGGCUAAGAUAGAGGAGGUGGUGCAAGAGUAUGCCACAGGAAAUGUCACCAACAUCCCAUCUGUGGAGAAGGAGAAAGAAUGCAUUAUCUGUGAGGACCAGCAGGCCAACAUUAAGUUUGAGCCAUGUGGACAUGUGGCAGUAUGCCAUGAUUGCUGUCAGAGGAUGAAGAAGAUCAAACGCUGUUUUAUCUGUCGUUCCAACAUCGAAUCUAAGAAAAUAGGUGAUAAGGAAGUGUGUGAGCCUAUUGACAAUCCCCUACCAACAGAUGAAGACAUUACAGUAUGUACUAUCUGUAUGGAGAGGAAGAAGGACACAGCUUUUCUAUGUGGACACAUGGUGUGUCACGUGUGUGGGGAGUCUUUACGGAAUUGUCAUAUGUGUCGGCGAGUAAUCACAAAGAAGAUCCCCAUCUACCUGUAGGGACCUCAGCAAGUAAUUACCAAGAAUAUCCCCAUCUACCUGUAGAGACCUCCGCAAGUAAUUACCAAGAAGGUCCCUGUCUACCUGUAGGGACCUCAUAGGGCCAUGAUUAUGAAUGGUUGUUGCUAUACAUACAGUGACAUCCUUCUAGGGACCUCCUAUUGGGAAUUGGAAUGAGAUGCACCUUCUAAAGAGUGUCCCCCUAUCAUUAGAAAGGAAAUUUUAUUAAUGAACUCUAUUGAAUUUAUCACUGUUUUGGAGUAUUUUAUAGUCUUAUAGACUUGUAUCAAAUUAUAGCACAUGUGAUGUAUUUUGUGUGACUGUGCAACAGGAUGUAAUAAUAUUGCAUGUGAUGCUCACCUUUGCAUGUUUAUUCAAAGUAUAAAGACAUACCAGGCAUUUAUAUAGCAUAGUUGUCUAAAUGUUAGGUUUUAUAAUUUAUUUUUGUCAAUUUUUACCUCAAUAUUGAAUGUUAUACCUUUGUUUAAAUUUCAUUAUUUUAUUCAUCACCAGUUGUUUUCAGUGUGUUUUGUUGAAUAUGUCAGAAGAAUUUUUUGGAAAAAGAAAAGUCCAUUUAUUAGGAAAAAGGUCAGUGAAAAUUUGAGAAAAUUUGCAAAAAGAACCAUAACAUUGAGUGAUUGCAUCAUGACAACCUGUACACAAUCGGAAGUUGACCAAAGUUGUGAGGUGUUUAGGAGACAGUGCUUUGAGCUGUGAUAGAGUUGUCUCCCUUACAGAGAUGAUACAGGGAUUCACCAGUGUGAUAGGUGUUUCACAAACUCAGCAGAGUGAAUGUUCACCAAAUACUAUAUAUCAUGGCUUUGUUGUGUUAUCGUAUAUUUUUGUUGUAUUUGAUUCAAAGGAAACAACAGUUUUUUGUUGUGCAAAUGCAUUGCUUUUUUUCAUUAUCAACUGGAUUUUUUGUUCACCUUCCAUCACAUAUUUGUGUAAUAAUUUGGUGCAAACAUGUACUGUAGCAAUCAAUUGAGUUUAAGGUAAGAUUUUCCUUUAUUUAGGAAAUGAUUUUUACUGGUUUAUUGAAAUUGACAAAAUAAAGUACAUGUAUAUAGACUCAUCAUAUUGUGCCCAUCUAAGUUUUUUAUUCUGUAGAAGAGAAAAAUGAGACACCUUUUUCAGAGACACCUGUUUUCAGAUGUAAUUUUAUCUCCAAAUUUGUUUGAAGAAAAAAAAAAAUUGGAUGGUACAUGUAUAUGAAUUUUUCAUGUCGGAGAUAAUUUGCACUAAUUUGUAAUAGUGUUCUUGCAGACUUUUCUGAAAAGAAAUUGCAUAUGUGUAUUAAGAAGCCAACCGGGCAUAAAACAUGUGUAUUUAUUUAUUCAUUUUUAAGUUAUUUAGUGGAUGGUCAUACAUUUGUGUUUAAUUUUUUGCUACCUCUUCUAAUAAAUUUAGCUUGUGAUACAUCAAUUUCAGUCAAAACCAAAAACAGAACAGAUAAUGUACAAGCGUAUGUAUGUUUACAAUGUUACUCAAUGUAAAUGUCUGUGUGGAAGACAAUUAAACCAUGGUUUAUUUAUGUCCAUGAAAUAACACUUUAAAAUGAGGGAUUGGGGGAAAUAAAUAUUGUGAUUAGAGCUGAUAAUUUUUUAUUAAACUUUUGGUCAUUUAUAUUAAAAAUACAUGUAUCAAAAGACUAUAUAA